AUGCUUUUUGUCAGGACGAGAGUGGCGUCAGUCUCUGGAGAGCCUCCCACUUCCAUCGACACCGAGGGGCACGCUAGUAUCUCACUUCGAUCUGAGCUUUGUGAAUUCCUUGUCGACGUGCCCGGAUUGAUUCGAGAAGCCACAAGCACGGCAGACCAACUCUUGGACGGAGAUGUUGACCCAGUUGGGCUCAAAAAACGGCACCAGAACGCAAUCAUUCAGAUAUCAUCCGUGAAACACGCCUUCGAGUGGUGGUAUAGCACCAAAAUUGCCCCUCUGCGCUCUAUUUCAGACGCCGUGGGCUCAACCAGGGUUGAAACUACCAGCAAUAGCUCCGUGCGGGAUGACCUUCUUCUUGCUGUCGUUGACUGCGUGUCCAAUUCCAUAAUGAUAAAACUAGACACAUUGCAGGCCCAGUUAAACUCGGACUGGGGUAACCUCAGGGUGGACGUCCUUGGAUGUCAACAGGCACAGGCGAAACGAAGAAAGAUGAUGUACCAAGCUUUACAGUUUGUUCGAGACAAAUCUUUGGUCGCAGCAAAACCUCUCGAAUUUGGGUUGCGACAGCUGUGGCUCGACACUGAAUUCGAACACAGCGAGAAGUACGCAGCUGAGUAA
Fonsecaea monophora is the source of this 618-nucleotide messenger RNA. RefSeq lists its product as hypothetical. The transcript has a single exon. NCBI's taxonomy places the organism in Eukaryota, Fungi, Ascomycota, Eurotiomycetes, Chaetothyriales, Herpotrichiellaceae. The record is from RefSeq and is a predicted model, not a curated record. The coding region runs from base 1 to 618 and encodes 205 amino acids.